ACACAUACAAAUACUCAAAAUGCACCAAAUACAUAAAGGGAGGGGAUAAAUAAAUCAACUAAAUUUAUUACAUGUAUUGCUUUCGAUUUGUGGAACAUCAAUAAAACAAUAUGAUUCGUUAACACUGUAGGCUACCUAGGAGCUUGUUGUUCUUCUAAAAUGAAUCUGUGAGCACAGUUUACAAACCCAUGGGAACAGAUUGCUAAAGCGUUCACGCAGAUUAUGAAUUUGUGGGUACGAAUUAAAAACCGAAGAAACGGUAAGGAGCAAAACCGAAUGCUGGAAAACUGUCGUGGAACAGAGGUAAGUUGGCUGUAGGCUAUAUAUACAUAUUGUGCUUGUUAAGGUGUCAACCUGGUUACCUGUAAUUUUUCUGAGGGCAUAAUUAUAUCCUAACAUCUAUUCAAAUAUUAAUUUAGCUUGAAAUGACAUUAGUGUUUGUCUGUUGAUUAAUGUGCUUCUUCGUUGACCUGAUUGAAAUCAUUAACAAUUGAAUAUUUCUUUGCAUCUCGUACAUUUAUUUUUUUUUUUAGUUUUCACGAUUGACUAAUCAAAAAAUGAAGAAAUGCUUUGUGAAGAACAGGCACUUUUCCACUAACUUUAAUGCAAGCAUCCAAGCAUGAGAAGAAUUCUUACAAUAAAUAAUUAAAUGAUUCCUGUGAACCCCUUAAAUAUCAAAAUAAAAAUUAUAUUCAAUAAAAACUUUCCAAAAGGUCUAAGGAAUCUUCUUUACAGUAUCAAGUUGUCUUUAAAACCUCAUGAAGGAUAAUAAAAAAACGUAAACUAACAAGCAAAGCUGUUUCAUGCUUUUACACGAGUAGCAUUUGACCUGGUUAGUCAGUGUUUGUCUAAAGUGUGUUUAUUGACUUGCACAAUCAUUUAGUUUUGCAUUAUCGUCUUGAAUGAUAACAUGGAUACACACUGAUUCUGUAGCUGUGUGUAUUUAUUUCUUCAUGCAAAUUAAUAUAACUUAAGAAGUCAAGUUGAAUAUUUCUAGUUAAAUUUGUCUCAUAUGGGUUUGGACGAACAUUAAGGACAUUGACGUGUGCUCGGUGCUUCUGGCUGCUGAUUGGCUGGAAUAUUAAUAAACUGCAUCAAUGUAUUGUUCUGAUUGGCUCAAUAAAGAAACAGGCAGGUUCUGCUGACUGACCAGAGACAGCUCAGGAAGCUAGGGUCAGUUUUUGGUGUAGACACCAAACAGAAUUAAUUUCAUCGGGCCAGAGCUGUAGCAAUGCAUCACUUUAUUUCCAUCAUGUUUUCACUGCUAGCCUUUAUUGGGCUGCAGGUGAGCGUUCAGUCCGCAGGAAGACGUUCUGAGAGGAGCAUCGACAGAUCUUUCAUAUCAUUGCUGAGGGUACAAAAUGGGAUGAAGUUUGGUUCGUGGGGUGACAGGGAAUUUUGUCCGAGAGGUACGUACGCCGCAGGUUUCAGUUUAAAGGUGGAAGAACGUACCUAUGGUUUUUGGGAUAACACAGCGCUCAAUGGGAUUCGUCUUCACUGCGUCACUCAGUUCAAAGACUCAAACUCAUCUGAGGAAGACAGUUCCAUUCAGUCCAACACGGGAAGCUGGGGUGAGUGGACAGACAUCAAAUGGUGUCCUUCUGGAUUUUUGAAAGCUUUUCAGCUGAGAGUUGAACCUUACCGAGCAUUUAAAGACGACACGGCCGCAAACAACAUCAGAUUCAACUGCAGUGGAGGGGCUUUUCUGCAGGGUGACGGCAUGGACAGGGGUGAUUGGGGCGACUGGAGCACAGCGUGUCAGGGAAGAGGGAUUUGUGGUAUCGUUACAAAGAUAGAAGAGGAGCAGGGAAUGGGAGACGACACCUCUCUCAAUGACGCGAUGAUGAUCUGCUGCGAUUGAGAGGAUGCAAGAGGAUGACAACAAGACCAGCAAGAAGACCAGAUGGAUUAUAAUAACUGAUCAAAUACUAUAAUAAAUAUACUUGUUUGUGCUAAAGUUGAACUAUUCCAAGUAUACUUAAGUACACUUUAAAUAUCCACUCUUUUAUUUAAUUUUUGAUGCAGAAUUCAUUCUGCAUAAACUUCAAAUGUAUUUUGGUGACAUUACAAUUGCAAUUCAAUUACACUGUAAGAGUGUUGAACAUACAUUAAUAUUAUACUAAUAUAUUUGUAAAUGAAUUGGCUCUUAAUUUAUGUAAGAUACUGUAUAUAACUAUGUACUACAGAAUGAAGACCCACCACACUCAUGGUCUGACGCAAUCAUUACUGUACUUAAUAAAACUGGAAAAGAUCCCACGCAAUGUACGGCUUACAGACCAAUAAGCCUACUAUGUCAAGAUAUGAAACUUUAAUACUGGCAAGCAGAAUCCAAAAACAUUAAAAAACUGAUUAAACCAGA
Messenger RNA from Onychostoma macrolepis, 2359 nucleotides. RefSeq names its product vitelline membrane outer layer protein 1-like. The transcript has 6 exons. The coding region runs from base 1232 to 1861 and encodes 209 amino acids. Lineage: Eukaryota; Metazoa; Chordata; Actinopteri; Cypriniformes; Cyprinidae. The record is from RefSeq and is a predicted model, not a curated record.